GACUCACUUCGCUUACUUUCUUGUAAAAUGGUCAUCAAAUAAAAUGUAAAUAUGUAAUGGCGCCUCGUGUUGUUUUUGACUGCAAAUGAUAAUUCUCAUUGAAUAACAAAUUUAUCAUUGAGAGAAAUUCAUGUGAAAGUAAAGUUUUUCAACAAGUGAGAACGUGGCAAUUUAUUGUUCAUUGAAUGAUUGUAUUUUUAAGAAUUUUGUGUGACGAAAUUUAUUGAAACGUGUGUGUACUCAAGACAUCAAAAGGGGGUUGUUGCAAAGAAAAAAAUGUAAAAAUUACAUUUUUUUUUACACUUACAUUUUGUGUAGAUUGUUUUUUUUGGCAAGCUUACAUAAUGAAUGCAUAGAGACAUAUGAUUCAAAUAUGAAAACAAGAGCAACAGCUGAAAUUGAGGUUGGAAAAAUGGAACACCCAUUCCUAGAAUUGUUUACCCACUGUUUGUGAGUCAUACGUGUUUGUUCAACGUGGUAAUUGGAUUUUGAUUAUUCGUGGAAAAAAGUAAACUAUCUCAUCAUGGUUCAUACGCCAAGUGCAUAUACUUAUAAUUUUUGGACAAAGACCCCAACAGAAGUUGUUGAACUCACAUGUCUUAUGCCAAAUGGAGUUCUCAUACCAUUGGAAACAAAUCGCAACACAACCCUCACUGAAAUUAAAGAGGACUUAUGGGACGAAGCGAGCAAAUAUCCGCUACACGGUACAUUAAGAGAUGCACCGUCAUACGUCUUCUCGUGUAUUAAUGCAAAUGCCGAGGCAGAAGAAUUACGUGAUGAAUCAAGACGACUGUGUGAUAUAAAGCCAUUUUGUUCAGUGUUAAAAGUAAUUGAGCGUGAGGAAGUGAAAGGAGAUAGAAAUUUAGAUUCACAAAUUGGUCUUCUCAUCGGAAAAGGAUUACAUGAAUUUGCAGCCUUGAAAAAUUCCGAGGUGAAUGACUUUCGAUGGAAAAUGAGGGUCCUCGGUGAUGAAAUUGCACUUGGUCGACAAAAAAAAUCAUGGAUCGAAAAAGUAGAACAUCAAUAUCCAUUGAGACUAGCGAAUUGUUCAAUUCUACCGCAACACAUUGAAUCGAGACUCAACGAUGGGAAUAUUGUUCUACUCACGAAAUUCGAAAAUACUGAGACAACUUUUUCGUUUCAAAUAUCACACUCAACGACUCCUCAUCAAUUGCUGGUUCAAAUAUUAAAUAAACGGGCGAAUACAUUAAUGUCCCGGGGAGAGAGACCUGGUGACUUUAUUCUUAAAGUUUGUGGACAAGAGGAAUAUUUAAUUGGCGAAUAUCCGGUGAUACAAUUCAUCUACAUUCAAGAAUCACUGUCAAGGGAUACGACGCCCGUUCUUUUGGUUCUCAGUCGGGAAAAUGUGAUUCUCGCUAAUGAAACUGCAUUUGACAAUCCCGAAGCGGAUACAUUAAAGCGUACAAGACCCUCAUCAUCAACAUUAACACUGCGAAGAAAAGGCAAACUCAUAUCAGUCUGGAAAAUUGAGGAUCAAUUUUCAUUUACCGUUAAUGGCAUAUCCAGACUUAAUUGCGACGCCGCUCAUCGAACAGUUGAGAUUGGCCUUCAAGCGGGCCUGUUUCAUGGUGGAAAAUCGCUGUGCGAGAGUCGAAAAACCAAAGAAACUGUCGUGAAUUUAGACGGCAGUUGCGAAUGGGAGGAAACGCUCAAAUUUGAUAUUAAAGUCCGUGACAUUCCGCGAAUGGCGAGACUUUGUUUUGUGCUGUACGAAAUCAGCAAGACUGCAAAAGGACUGAAAAGCCGAAGACUGGUGAAAGACUCGAAGCAGGAGUAUUUUAUCAAUCCCCUAUGUUGGACGAAUACAACAAUUUAUGACUUUAAAAGUCAGCUCAAAACUGGCGCAAUGACACUUUAUACGUGGACAUAUGCCGAGGAUAUGCAAAACGAAGAUUUGCUUCAUCCACUUGGAACAGUUGUUUCCAAUCCUCAUAUUGAUCGCGCUGCUGCUUUAAUGUUAACUUUUCCCAAUUAUGGAAAAGAUAAAUCCGUCUUGUAUCCGUCGCCGGACAAAAUGGUGGAGUAUGCGGCAAAAUUGCAAGAAUCUUCGGAAGAGUCGUUGGAGGAGGAACCGAGCCAAGACACUGAUGCUAAUACUCUACAACAAUUGGAGCAAUUGAGAGCAUUAGCGGAUAGAGAUCCCUUACAUGAACUUCACGAACAGGAGAGAAAGACUAUGUGGCUCUUAAGGCAUCACUGUCUCAGAAAAAUACCAUCACUCUUGGCAAAGCUUCUUCAUUGUGUUGAAUGGAACGAUCACAGGGAGGUUGCGGAAGCGACGGCACUGAUUCAACAAUGGCCAAAAUUACCAGUGGAACGGGCUCUUGAAUUAUUGGAUUACGCAUACGCGGAUCAAAAUGUUCGAAGUUUUGCCGUACGUUGUUUACAUGACGUUAGCGACGAGGAUCUCAGUCUAUUUCUACUUCAACUCGUUCAAGCCUUGAAACAUGAAAGUUAUCUUUCAUGCGAUUUGACUGAAUUUCUACUCAGAAGGGCUCUCAAUAACCAAAGGAUUGGUCACUAUUUAUUUUGGCAUCUGCGAUCGGAGAUGCAGGUCGGUUCGGUUUCGGUACGAUUUGGCCUGAUUCUGGAAGCUUACUGCCGAGGAAGUCAACAGCAUAUGAGAGCACUGUUCAAGCAAAUGGAAUGUCUAGAUAAAUUGAAAACAAGUAUGGAGCAAAUGAAGUUGCGGGGAAAAGAUCGAAAGGCCGUUUUACAAGCUUUUCAGGACUUUAUUCAAGAGCCUCAUUGUCAAGAUACACUCUUGAAUGUUCUCAAUCCACUGGAUCCGGUCUUCAAAUGGAAUCGAAUCAAAAUCGAGAAGUGCAGAGUAAUGGAUAGUAAGAGACGACCGCUUUGGCUUGUUUUUGAAAAUAUCGAUCCCUUUGGUGAUGAUAUUUAUUUGAUUUUAAAAUACGGCGAUGAUUUGCGACAGGAUAUGUUGACGUUGCAAAUGCUUCGAAUUAUGGAUAAAUUGUGGAAAAGAGAAGGAUUGGAUUUACGUAUGAAUCCAUACGGUUGUAUUUCGACUGAAAAUCGAAUGGGUCUGAUUGAAGUUGUUCACAAUGCGGAAACGAUCGCUAACAUACAAAAAGUUAAAGGCAUUUUCUCAGCUACUGCAGCCUUUAAGAGAGGAUCGCUUUUGGCAUGGCUAAAGGAUCACAAUCACACCGAAACGGAAUUAAAUAAAGCAAUUGAGGAGUUCACAUUAAGUUGCGCAGGCUAUUGCGUUGCAACUUACGUGCUUGGAAUUGCAGAUCGACAUUCGGACAAUAUAAUGGUGAAAAAAACGGGACAAUUAUUUCACGUUGAUUUUGGCCAUAUUUUAGGACAUUUUAAAGAAAAAUUUGGCUUUCGACGUGAACGUGUUCCAUUUGUAUUGACAAAUGAUUUUGUUCAUGUGAUUAAUAAGGGACAAACGAAAAAAGGACAAGCCGUUGAAUUUCAACGUUUUCAAAAUUAUUGCGAGCAAGCUUUUCUUGUUUUAAGACGUCAUGGAGGUUUAAUUCUUUCUCUAUUUGCAAUGAUGAUCUCCACCGGACUUCCGGAACUCUCCUCGGAAAAGGAUCUCAAUUAUUUGCGAGACACUCUCGUUCUCGAGAUGUCGGAAAGUGAGGCACAAAAGCAUUUCAGAAGUAAAUUUGACGAAGCUCUUUGCAAUUCGUGGAAAACUUCGCUCAAUUGGGCCUCGCACAACAUGUCAAAGAAUAACAAGACGACGUAAUUUAUGUUCGUUUCCUGUUCGGUAAGACUGUCUCGUUUUUAAUCGUUAGAAUAAUUCUUGUAACGAGAAUCAUUCAUUUCUUGAGUAUUUUGCAAUUUACGAUUUAUUAUUCUACAUUUUUCUUGUUUCACGUAAAUAUAGAGAUAGAAAGAGAGAGAAAGAGAGUUAAAGAAAAAUUUAAGAAUUAUUCCAAAAGUUUUGAAAGAAUAAAGAUUAAAGUAAAAAGGAGGACUCAUUGAAUUUUCUUUUUGCUGGACAAACGUUUGUCUUGAGUUUUUCUUUAAAUUUAAUCUUUAUACUUUUGAUGCUUUUUGAAUUCGUUUCUAGCAUUGUGAUAAUUUUGAAGCAAUAUUAAUUUGGCUAGAACGCAUUUUUUCCUUCGUGGACUUAUUUACAGACUAUAAUUAAACUACAUGACCUUUUUCUAAUAAGAAGAAAAUAUAAUUUCUGGAUUUCUGAAUUAUAAAUAAAGAAAUCGAAUUAUUUCGCUCUUUUCUCGAGAAAGCUCAGAUUAUUCGUCUGUUUGUCGAUGCAAAUAAAUUCAGUAAUGCGAAUUAUUAAUUUUAUUUUUAAAAAAUCGUUUCAAAAUUUUAUUUUAAUAAUUAUUAUUAGAAUUAUAAAACAAAUAAAUUGCUUAGACAGAAGUGAAUGAAAAGAGAUUAAAAAAAUUCAAUCUGUAGAAACAAAUUUUCCAUUAAUGGUUACAAAUUAGAAACAAAAAAUACAGGUUUUAAAUUCGCAUCUUUGGAUUUAUUUUCAUUAUACAGCGAAUAAAAAUUUAUACUGUGAAUUUCAUCGACUGAUAUUGAAUGGUUGAAUGAGGAUUAGUAAAUUUAGAUUGUAAAUAAAUAAAAUUAAUUCGCCGUAAGUCUAUUCGUGCUGCGAUAUAAUUAGUAUGAAUGACGAUUGAUAGGAAAUGAACCAAUUUAAAAAAGAAAACAAAAUAUUAAAUAAAAAAAAAACGAUGAAAAAAGUUUUUCAACGUUUUUAUAAAAAACUUCAUUUUGAAACAUGAAGUUAUUAAUUUUUACAAAAAAAAAAAUGGAAUUCAGUAAAAUCUGUGAUAAAAAAAGAAUACAGCAGAAGGAAUUUAGUAAUUUUAUUUUUCACUCUAAAUAAUUUGGUUCAGUUCCACUAAUUUCUUUCGUUGCCCAGAUUGUAGUCGUUUCUCUGGGGGUUUUUUUAGGCAAAGUAUUAAGAUUUACAUUCUAUAUGAAAAAGUAUUCUGUUAAAAAUUAAGAAUAUUCGAUUCAUUGACACAAUAUUGUAAUUAUAAACCGAAGAAAGAAAAUUAAAAUAAAACUACAAAUUUUGUAUCAAAAACAGUUGAAAAUUGUAAAAACAAUGAAUGGUAUAUUAAAUUAAAAUGCAUAAAAAUUUAUUUUAAUUUUUUAUAUAAUAAGUUUAUUGAAAAUUGCGUCAAUGGAUUGAAAAUACUUAAAGCUAGUUCGACUUGAUCGGAAGAGUGCGGAGGAAAAUUGUUAAUAAUUUUCUCGCAGCUCUUCGCAAGUAUUUAAAAAAAUUUUUCCACUUUGGAAUCAAAGUUUGGGUGAUUUUUCAAGUAGUUGACUAGCACAAUUUUCAAACAAAUAUAUUAAUAAAUAAAA
This is a messenger RNA of Leptopilina heterotoma, 5352 nucleotides long. It is a transcript of the gene Pi3K92E, whose product is annotated as phosphatidylinositol 4,5-bisphosphate 3-kinase catalytic subunit delta isoform. The record is from RefSeq and is a predicted model, not a curated record. Gene Ontology annotation, molecular function: 1-phosphatidylinositol-4-phosphate 3-kinase activity; 1-phosphatidylinositol-3-kinase activity. Gene Ontology annotation, biological process: phosphatidylinositol-3-phosphate biosynthetic process; phosphatidylinositol-mediated signaling; phosphatidylinositol 3-kinase/protein kinase B signal transduction. The transcript is spliced from 10 exons. Gene Ontology annotation, cellular component: phosphatidylinositol 3-kinase complex; plasma membrane; cytoplasm. Bases 524 to 3745 code for a protein of 1073 amino acids. NCBI's taxonomy places the organism in Eukaryota, Metazoa, Arthropoda, Insecta, Hymenoptera, Figitidae.